Molecule: messenger RNA, 1924 nt
Organism: Lagopus muta (rock ptarmigan)
Lineage: Eukaryota; Metazoa; Chordata; Aves; Galliformes; Phasianidae
Gene: ADPRM
Product: ADP-ribose/CDP-alcohol diphosphatase, manganese dependent
Exons: 3
Molecular function (GO): CDP-glycerol diphosphatase activity; manganese ion binding; ADP-ribose diphosphatase activity
Source: RefSeq, a predicted model, not a curated record
GUAGCCCGCCCCUUCCGGCCCCGGGCGGCGGCCGCCAUGGAGGACGCCCCGCGCUUCUCCUUCGGGGUCAUCGCGGACGUGCAGUACGCGGACGCGGAGGACGGCCGCGAUUUCUGGGGCUGCCGCCGGCGGUACUACCGGCACAGCCUCCGCCUGCUGCGGGCCGCCGUGGAGGCUUGGGCCGCCGAGCGGCCGCCGCCCGCCUUCGUGCUGCAGCUGGGCGACUGCAUCGACGGCGUCAACGCGCGGAGCGGCUCCGCCGAGGCGGAGGCGGCGCUGGCGCGGGUGCUGGCGGCGCUGGGACGGCUGCGGGUGCCGGUGCAUCACGCCUGGGGCAACCACGAGCUGUACAACUUCGCCCGGGCCCGCCUGGCGCAGAGCGGCCUCUGCAGCCGCCCGCCGCCGGGCCCCGGCCCGCCCGCCGCGCCGCCCGGCGAUUGCCACGCGUACCACUUCUGCCCGGCGCCGCGCUUCCGCUUCGUGCUGCUGGACGGCUACGAGCUGAGCCCGCUGGGCCGGGACGCCGACAGCCCCCGGCACCGGGCGGCCCUGCGGCUGCUGAGGGAGAAGAACCGCAACGCGGACCUCAACAGCCCCGCAGGACUGGAAGAACCUCAGUUCGUAGAAUUCAAUGGAGGAUUUAGCCAAGCCCAGCUGGACUGGUUCGAUGACGUACUCAGGUUCUCCGAUGAAAACCAUGAAAAAGUUGUCGUUAUGGGUCAUCUGCCCAUUCACCCAGAUGCUUCAGACAAAGUUUGCCUAGCCUGGAAUUACAGAGAUGCCCUUUCUGUCAUACACUCUCAUCAGUGUGUGGUCUGCUUUCUUGCAGGGCACCUGCACGAUGGUGGCUACUGUUUAGACUCACAUGGCGUUCAUCAUCUUACUUUGGAGGGGGUUAUUGAAACUCCACCUGAAAGCAAUGCCUUUGGAACUAUUUAUGUCUAUGAUGAUAAAAUGGUAUUAAAGGGAAGGGGCAGAAUUUCAGACAGAGUGAUGUGUUUCUGAAAAUGCCAAGCAGAUGUCUAACUGCAAACUUUUCUCCUUUAGGAAGUACUCAGACUAAAAAGUAUGGCAUCCAGCAUGUUCUUUGCUUGUAGAAAGAUCUACAUGUCUGAUGCUUGCAGUUUUAACUCUAAUGUUUCUCUCUCAGAUACAGAACUCUAAAAAUUAUGUUUUUGUAAGGAACAAGAUUUAACUUUUUGGAGAAUAGAGAAGGCCAGUAACCAUGUUUGAAAAAUGCAGAAUGUUGACUUAACCACCCAGUCCUGAACAGAUUGCUGUUCAUUGUGAAAAAAAACACAAACAAAAAGCCACUAGGUGGUAGUUUUGUUUUUCCAGGAUAUACCUGAUUUAGUCAGAUUUAAAGCAUUAAAAUUGUACCCACCCAGAAGCAGCUACAUACAUCUAGCUGGAAAGUCCAAGCUGUAGCCUAAAGCAGUCUUCUUAAUGCUGCUUUAAAAGACUAAAGUCAUUUUGAAAAAAGUGAAGCCAAUGAAAAUGGGCACUGUCUAUGCUACAUCAGAGCACAGUGCAGAGAGGCCCAAGCUUUAAAAUAAAAUAAAGGCAGGAAAACUAUGGCAUCAUGUAAUGCUGCAGAUAUAGCAGGUGGGAUACGUGUGUAUCCCUGGCCUGCAGCAGCACUGAGGGAAACAAGCUCUGAGCUCUGACUGGGGAUGACUCGAAGCGUGGUGCUGUGCUGCAUCUGGAUCCAUGCUGUCUCCACAGCCUGAGUAUUCACGCUCACCUGCACGUGCUUCUCCAUGACCAGUGAUGAUGGAGCAUGCUUACUGUCUCUGGGCUGCUGUACGAGUUCUGAUUUCCAAGAACAGAAAUUCUUUGAGAAGCAGGUUGUAACAGUGACUGUGUCUGCUGGCGGCACUCUGUGAGCAUGCUUUUUGCAGAAAAUAAAGAAGCUUUCACUUGG